AUGAAAGUAUCAGUAUUAACAACAUUUUUAUUACUGAUCCUUCUAACUAACGCUGUUGUUAUUCCUGACGAUUUCUUCCCCCAGGAAACUCCGGCACCACUACCAACCAGAAGUACAAAAACUUCCGACUCAAUACACCUUUUCAAACGUAUAAGAGAAGUUAUAAUCAAUAAAGAUUAUGCUAGAAAUCAAGCAGCCAAAACUCAAUCAUCUUCCUCCACGGUAACCCCACCACCUAAAUGGGUUCGUACUUUGACCGAUGGGAAAGUUGAGAUUGUUACCCCAACAAUCAUUCAAGGUGUAACUUUUAAUGCUCAACCACCAAGUACAACUAAUGGAUUAGAAUAUUGGGUUUCAUUAAAAGAUGAUGGAUCUCCGAAAACCAUCAAACCACAAAUGAAAAAUGGACAAAUCAAAAAUGGACGUCCUGAUUAUAGUACAUGGUUUCAAACUGCCACUACUAUUGUUUAUAAUAAAGAACAAUUAAAAGCACAUAAUAUGGCAGAUGAUGAAAUUUUUGAAGAAGUUAAAUAUAUUCAAGAAGGUGAUUUAGAAAAUCAUUUAUUAAGUCCAAUUAUUAGAUGUACUCCUGAUAGAUAUAAGAAAAAGGGAAUUGGUAGAGAUAAAACUACUGAACCAUUUUGUACACCUAAAGAUGAUGCUAGAUUAACAAAAGAUAAAACUUAUUUUGUUACUUGGUAUUCAAGAUUUUUCGAUGAAAAUAAAGUUGAUAAAGUUAGAAUUCAUUUAUCUAAUAUUAAAGAAAGUUUAAAACAAAAAGGAUUAAAGAAAAGAGAUGAACAAACAAAUCAGGAAUUUGAUAAAAGAUCAAAAGUACUUGAAAUGGGUGGUAAAGUCACUGAUUUUUCAUUUUUCACUUCUGAUUGGAUUUCAAAUGAUCAAGGAUAUUUCCCAUUAUAUAUUGAUGAAAAUUGGUUUGGAUCAGAAUAUUGGCGGAAAGUUUUGAUUUCAAUUCAACCAGAUAAUAUUCCUGAUGAAGAAUUUAAUGUUUUACAAAAUUCUAUUGUUGUAGAAAUUUGGAAAGGUGUUAAAGUAUCAAAAGAUCAUUUAACUGAUUUGAAAAAAUUAGAAGAAAAAUAUGCUAAUAGACAUAUGCAUGAUAUUGAAGUUGAAGAAGGAGUUGAUUUUGAAAAAUAUAUGAUUAUGAUGGGAUUACCAACUUGUGUAUUAAUUGCUGGAUUUGGAAUGUGGUUAUUUGUCACGAUUAAUAAAAUUGAUUUGAGUAGUAUUAAAAAACGGAAAUUUGCUAGAAAAAAUACUACUCAUAAAAGAAUCCCAUUUAAAACUAAAUCUAAUAAAGAUUAUGAUCAUUUACCUCAAUUCAAUACUGAACUCGAUGAACUAAAACAUGAUUAA
Molecule: messenger RNA, 1377 nt
Organism: Candida albicans SC5314
Lineage: Eukaryota; Fungi; Ascomycota; Pichiomycetes; Serinales; Debaryomycetaceae
Exons: 1
Coding region: 1-1377 (458 amino acids)
Source: RefSeq, a predicted model, not a curated record